GCCGCUUGGCUUCGGCGUCGGCGUCGCUCGCGCGCUGAGGUGCUAGGCCGGCGUCUCUCGGGGCGCGGGUCGAGUGCCGGCGGCGAGGAAGCUCUCGCCGCGCGGCGUCGACUGUGGCGUCACGGUCAUUGUGUCGUGACAGUGACGCCGGGAGUUGUUCCCGCGACAGCGAGUUCUCCCGCUUUAGCCCGGAGCUGGCUCUGCGGCUACCUGGCUGGUCGCUGGGAGCGCCCGACCUUUCUCUUCCUGGACCCUUCGCCAGCAGCGACCCUGAGCCAACAGCCGGCACCACCGGCAAUGGCGGCCUCGACGGCGUCGGACCGGCCCAUCAAGGGGAUCUUGAAGAACAAGUCCAAUGCGACUUCCUCGGUGGUGGCCUCGGCCGAAGAGCCCCGCCAGAGCGUCGAGGAGGAGCUGAGUAAAAAGUCCCAGAAGUGGGAUGAAAUGAAUAUCCUGGCAACCUAUCAUCCAGCCGACAAAGACUAUGGUUUAAUGAAAAUAGAUGAACCAAGCACUCCUUUCCAUAGAUUAGCUGCGGCUGAAGGCUCAGAGCCAAAGUAUCGGAUUCGGGAACAAGAAAGCAGUGGAGAGGAGGAUAAUGAUCUCUCACCAGAAGAGCAAGAAAAAAAGCGACAAUUUGAAAUGAAAAGGAAGCUUCACUACAAUGAAGGACUGAAUAUUAAGUUAGCUCGACAGUUAAUUUCAAAAGACCUAAAUGAUGAUGAGGAAGAUGAAGAAAUGUCAGAGACUGCAGAUGGAGAAAGCAUGAAUAUUGAAGAAUCGAAGCAAGGAUCUACUACAGGUGAUCAACGGCAAAACAAAUCCCAAAGUUCAUAGAAGAGCUUUGUUCUGCACUGCAGUUGUCAAAUACAAAUCCUGUUACUAUAAUAUACUGCUUAUUUUCUCCACAAUUCAUGACUUAAGUACCAAAAUACAUACGUUUAUUAUAUAUUGCCAAGAAUUAAAUGAUAACCUUAGAGACUGAUUAGACUGAAAAUGCCUAAUGAAUGCACACAUUCUUAUGCCUCAUACUUCACCACAAAUACAGUAUAAUGUCAUCCGUCCAAAACUGCUUUACUUUUGUAAGAACACUGGUUAAUUUGUAUGAGAUAUUAUAUAGCUUUUUAUGCGUUAGAAGUUAACGUCUUUUAGGGGGAGGGAAACUAAUUUAUUUUCAUCACUUGUAGAUGUGGUACCUCUUACAAAAAGUUUGUUGGGCUUUUUGUAUUUUAUCAAAAGCCAAUUGGAACAACAGGACAUAUAGGUUGAUAAAUACUCAGGCUUUAUAGAUAUUUUUAACAGUUGUCUUCAGUGUGAUUUGUGUGUUUGACUGAGAAGGAUUCCAAGAGUUACUGUUAUAUUUUCUGGUUACUACCUUCAAAAUUCCUGUUGAAUUUCUUUGUGCUUACAAGGAAAAGACUGAAAUUUUUCUCAUCAAAACUUAAAUAAAUUGCCAGGUUAAACUUGCA
This is a messenger RNA of Heterocephalus glaber (naked mole-rat), 1469 nucleotides long. The record is from RefSeq and is a predicted model, not a curated record. NCBI's taxonomy places the organism in Eukaryota, Metazoa, Chordata, Mammalia, Rodentia, Bathyergidae.